Leucoraja erinaceus (little skate) is the source of this 3704-nucleotide messenger RNA. RefSeq names its product hyccin PI4KA lipid kinase complex subunit 1 (gene hycc1). Gene Ontology annotation, cellular component: plasma membrane. Bases 153 to 1658 code for a protein of 501 amino acids. Gene Ontology annotation, biological process: phosphatidylinositol phosphate biosynthetic process; protein localization to plasma membrane. The record is from RefSeq and is a predicted model, not a curated record. Lineage: Eukaryota; Metazoa; Chordata; Chondrichthyes; Rajiformes; Rajidae. The transcript has 11 exons.
CCGGGUGUGAGGAAAGGGGAGAUCGGCCGCAACCCGAACGGGAUGGCGUCUCCGCACGGCUCCGGCACAGCAGUGGAGUGAGUGAGUGAGGGAGGGAGGCGACUGGCGACGGCGUGGGCCGAGGUUGACUCAAGCAGAGCAGAUGUGAGAAGAUGAUGGCAGCAGACAAAGGGGUGGUGGAGGAAUGGCUAUCGGAAUUUAAGACACUUCCUGAGAUCUCCAUAUCCAGCUAUGCUUCAAGUUUAAAAGGGAAGAGUACAUUGGUUUCGGAAUUGUACACGGUCAUCAGUGAAUCACUUAGUGAGUUGCUGGAGCCAGUUUGCCACCAAUUAUUUGAAUUUUAUCGCAGUGGUGAGUUUGAACUGAAGAGAUUCACAUUACAGUUUGUUCCUGAACUUGUAUCGAGCUACCUUUCAGUCAUAUCAGCACGGAAUAUGCACAGUAGUGGCUGCAUUGAGGCUCUUCUCUUGGGUAUCUAUAACUUGGAAAUUGUAGAUAAAGAAGGUGGUACGAAAGUGCUGUCUUUUACUGUCCCAUCCCUUUCAAAACCUUCAGUGUACCAUGAGCCUUCUAGUUUUGGUUCUAUGGCACUUACAGAAGGCGCUUUAUCUCGACAUGGCUUGACUAGGGUUGUACAUGCUGGACCUUAUUGUCAAAGGGAAACUUUUACAGCACAAAAUAGGUUUGAAGUAUUGACGUUCCUGUUGCUCUGUUACAACGCGGCAAUAGUCUACGUGCCUUGUCAUUCUUUACAGUCUCUGUGUCGUAUGUGCUCCAGAAUAUGUGUUAAUGGAUUUCCAAGAAAGUUGCAGAAGAAAUCCGAAAAUAUCAGGAGCAGAAUAAGAGUCUCUCCAGAGUUUAUGGUACAUAUGUUAACAGCUGUUUAUUAUGCUAUAUAUAAUGGAGAAUGGGAGUUGGGCUGCAAAGCACUGGAUGAUGUGUUGUACAGAGCACAAUUGGAAAUGUUUCCAGAGCCUUUACUGGUUGGGAAUGCAAUCAAAAAUACAUUACCUUCUAGUGCCCUAAAAUCUUCCAAAAAUGCGCCACGAAGUAUUCAGGUAGAGAUAACUCCAACAUCAUCCAGAAUAUCUAGAAAUGCGGUCACAAGUUUAUCGAUACGAGGACAUCGAUGGAAGAGGAAUGAAACAACUGAUUUAAAAGACCAGGAGGAUCUCGUGAACAUCAUUGAAGGAGAUGAAAAAUCUUAUUCCAAGGCUUUGAAUGCAGUUAUGGUAAAUACUAAUAACAAGGUAUCUGCUGGAAAUUGUCAGUGGCAAUCAUUAAAUAACAAAGCGGGCAAAGAAAUAGCAGGUGAAACCUGCCGGGAACAUCUUGCUCGUAAACAUCAGUCUCAAAGAGCUGUGAGUGAGAAUCUUGACCUUUUGUCCAUGAAAAGAUUGACUCUGACUAACAGCCAGUCCGUACCUAAGGCUGGAAGCCAGAGUUUGGCAAACACUUCUACAACUCUCUUCAGUAAAUCAUUUGAACAGGUUAGUGGAGUCUAUACUGGAAACAGUCCAGCCCGUGCCACAAGUAGAAAUACGACAGAAUCAAACAGAUUUUCAGCCUGCAGUCUUCAGGAGGACAGACGUGUAUCAGAUCGUGAACUUCAAACCACUGUUUCAAAAACAGAAGCAACAAUGCUCACCAAGUUUUAAUGCCCAUCUCUUGACAGAUAUAUAAUUUUGCACCAUGGACAUUAAAGAACAUCUUGUAUUUUUUGUAUAAAAUAUUUUCAGUUAUUUUGGCAAAUGUGUUUUUUUAAUUGAGUGGAAAUAGUCCAAUUUCUUAAUAUACCUGUGAAAACAAAUUAACAAUGAAUAGGGAAAUGCAUAAUGUGUAUAUUAAUGUAUAUUUUGUCUGUUUGAACAUCAUCUGAAGAAUUAACUAUUUUAGAAUAGUAAAUAACCUCUAUCUUCCUUGAAGUGUUAGCCUUGUAUUAUUUAUUUCUGUUGUAAUCUGUUUAAUUACUUCUACCAUAUAUUUAGUAGUAUUUUGAAUGGAGAAAAAAAAAUUAAACCUGUGAGCUUUGAAUUCUACAUAUAGAAUUGUGAUAUGAACUUAGUUGAACUAGAUUCUGCAGCCUGCAUGCAUUUUGGCCUUUGUGACUUAUACAAAUCUAUUUUGUUGCCUUUUUCAAAUACCAUUUUUUAACAAACAAAUUCUACUUUAAAUCAGUAAAUGUAAACAUAUUCCUAUUUCUGAUAUCUCCUUGCAUUAACAAUUGCAGAAGUUGCUGGAUAACCUCAACGUGCCUCAAAAUUGAAAAUGCUAAGUUUGUAUUGGUUUAUUAUUGUCACAUGUACCGAGAUAAAGUGAAAACCAAUGUUUGUAGGCGAUCCGCACUAUGCAUGAGUACAUCAGGUAAUACAAAAUAGAAAGGAAAGAGCACAGAAUAUAGUUACAGCUGCAGAGAAUGUGCAGAUAAAGAAGUGCAAGGGCUGCAGAGAAGUAGAUUGGAAGGUCAGAUAUUUACCAUUAGCAAAUGAGGGGUCUGGCUAAGAGUCUGGUAAUAGCAGGAGAAAACUAUUCUUGAAUCUGGUGAUAUGUACUAUAAAGCUUUUGUAUCUUCUGCUCGGUAGGAGAUGAGAGAAAAGUGAAUGAUAGGGGUGUGAAUGGUAUUUGAUUAUGUUAGCCACUUUCCCAGACAGCAUGAUAUAGAUGGAGUCGAAUGGCAUGGGGGAGGGGGAGGAGGGCUGUGGGUGAGGAAACUCGUUUGCCUGAUGGACUGGUUGAAACUUGUGGGACAGGUUGAAAACUUUGGAAUUUUGCAAAUGUUAGUCCCAUUGUCCUGUUUCAACCUAUCAUUUCAAUACUUUGAGCAGUAAUACUCAUGUUAAAGAAAUUAUUGCUCACAAAAUAACUUCUAGUUUAGCUUCGAAUAUACAAAUUGCAGUACAACUUGAGAAUUGUAUUAAUCUCUCAAUUGUUUCUUCUCAGAAAAAUAUUUACUGAGGGCAGCUAAAGCAAGAUUAAAAUGUAUUUUUUAAAUGUAUAUAUUUUUCCCAAUCUAUUCACAAUUGUUAGUCAUACCAUUAUUUUCUGCAGUUAUUUGUGCAAUUUUUACAUAGAAGUGGAAUACCGGGCAACUUUUUGCUUUAGUAAGAACAAAACAAAAAUAAUGUAUCCAACUUUUUAGUCCAAAGCAAGUUGUAAUUAUGAUAAAUAAUUUAUCAAAGAAUGUGUCAUACCUAUGAUUUUCUGUCUAGAUUCCAAUAAUACUUUUAUUAAAGAAAUCGUGUAGAUACCACAGCACACGAAUUUAAAUGUUUUAAUAAACAUUUUUAUUGAAGAAGUGAAUAUAUUUGACAAACUUAAUUGGUUUUAAUUGUAUAUUUUCCAUUGGGAGAUAUCUUUGUAAAUUGUAUAUCAGUGUAUUCACAGAUAUUGACUGUCAAGUGCUAAUCAUGUGCCACACUUUUGAAAAUGUUCUCAAUUAUCUACUUUAGCAGUUUAUUAUUCUGAUUUAAUUCCUACAGUUUACAAUAAUUGGAGAAGCCAGUUGCAAAGACUACAUGUGAAGCUCUAUGAAAUUUGUGAUCUGGAUUACCAAGAAAAGUUAAUUAAAGCAUUACAAUAUUGUUAAAUAUCAUUGCAUUAUGUAACUGAUUUUAAAUAUUUUUUAAUUCAACAUUAUAAGAGGGAAAUAAAUUGAAGAUAAUGGUUCUGAGUUUCUCAAAAAAAAUAAAAGGAUUUGGCCGUCU